Molecule: messenger RNA, 2205 nt
Organism: Humulus lupulus (European hop)
Lineage: Eukaryota; Viridiplantae; Streptophyta; Magnoliopsida; Rosales; Cannabaceae
Exons: 5
Coding region: 1-2205 (734 amino acids)
Source: RefSeq, a predicted model, not a curated record
AUGGGAAAUGAUCAUGACAAACCACCUACAAGAAGAAUUUCAUAUAAAGAUUUUUCGGAAGAAAAAAAGGAAGAAAUUCGUAGAAAACAAAGAGAGAGAUAUGCUAAACAGAAAGCAUUAAAAACCAAUUCAAUUCGUAUAAAUGAUACGGAAUCAUCAAAUAACGAUGAUUUGGACACAUUUGAUAAUGAUCGUACGACAGUAUUGAUUACUCAACAUUCAAAUAUUGGUGUUCAAUAUACGAACAAUAUUGAACAUGUUAGUCAUCUUCAAAGAGUAUCAAAGAGACAACGAAAUUCUCAUACUCAUACUGACAUCAAUGAAGAGGGAUCGUCUCAUGAAAAUGCUGGGCUUGAUCAAUGUGUAUUCAAUGCCCCUACAUCCUCACAAGUUGCAGCGAUAUGGGUCGAAAAUGAUGAUAGAGAUCAACCAAGAGGACGUAACAUUCUUGUGUAUAACCAUUCUGGUGGAAAUCAUAAAGUUCAAUUUAGAGGAAGCAGAUCAAAGUACAACGAAACAAACCCAUCAAUAAAUCCUCAAGAAUCAUCCACUGCAGAAGAACUACUUGCAACAGAAGAGCGAGGAUUAAACCAACAAAGAAAGUGCCCAACAGUUUCAUGUCGCGAAUAUUAUUGUUACAAGUUGCAAAUAAGAGAAAAUGUCAGAUCAAUUUUGCUGCUUUCUGGUCGAUUAUUGCAACAGUUUGUAGUUGAUAUGUAUGUGAAGAUCGAGACCUCAAGACUAGAUUAUUUUAGAGGCAAACAACAACAUGUUCGAUCAGAGUUGUAUCAAGGUAUUGUUGAUACAAUUACACUUGGGGAAACAAAUCCUUCUAAUGUUGGGAAACAGAUUAUACUCCCAUCUUCUUUUAUUGGAGGUCCAAGAGACAUGAGAAAAAGAUAUAUGGAAGCAAUGGCUUUAGUUCAACGUUACGGCAAACCUGACAUUUUCUUAACGAUGACAUGCAAUCCAAAUUGGCCAGAAAUUACAAAUGAACUAGGUCCACACAAUGAGAGUCAAAAUAGACCUGAUUUGGUUGCUCGAGUCUUUCAUGCGAAAUUGGAAGAAUUAAAGGACCAGUUAUUCAAAAGGAAAAUAUUCGGAAAAGUGUCAGCAUAUGUCUAUGUUAUUGAGCACCAAAAAAGGGGUCUUCCGCAUGCCCACUUUUUAAUUAUCUUACAAAAUGAGUGGAAACUCCAUGCACCAGAAUAUUUUGAUGAGAUCAUAUCAGCAGAGAUACCUGAUAAAAAUACAAACAUCCACCUCCAUAACGUAGUUGUGAAGCACAUGAUGCAUGGACCAUGUGGAGUAUUAAAUCCAUCAAAUGUUUGCAUGAAAGGAAAUCGUGGAUGCAAAAGUAAUUAUCCAAAGAAUUAUGCAUCUGCAACAACUGUUGGAAACGAUUGCUUCCCAAUAUAUAGGCGUUCAAACAAUGGAAUGACUGUGAAGGUCCGAGGACAAUAUCUAGACAAUCGUUGGGUUGUUCCAUACAACCCGUAUCUCCUUGCAACAUUUGAAUCUCACAUUAAUGUAGAGAUUUGUUCUACAAUAAAAGCAGUGAAAUAUCUUUACAAGUGCAUUUAUAAAGGUCAUGAUCGUGUCGCUUUCAACUUGGUUUCUGAAAUAAACAAUCAACAAGUUGAUGAAAUCCAACAAUUCCAGUCAGCCCGAUGGAUUGCUCCCCCAGAAGCAAUGUGGAGAAUAUAUGGAUUUAUUAUCAAUGAGAUGUCCCUAGCAGUGUAUAGUUUGCAUUUACAUCUGGAGGAUCAACACUCGGUCACUUUCCAAGCAAACGACGAUCUAAUUAACAUCCUCAAUUUAGACCGUUCUAGAAAAACUAUGCUAACACAAUUCUUUGCAUUAAAUCGAGUAGAUGAAAAUGCAAAGAAAUUACUGUACAAACAAAUUCCAGAAUAUUAUGUUUGGAACCAUCAACACAAAGAAUGGACUCCCCGAAAAACGAAAACAGUCAUAGGUCGUAUUGUUACAGCAAAUCCAUUUGAGGGUGAGCGUUAUUUCAUGCGGAUAUUGCUAAACCAUGUAAGGGGACCGCUGUCCUUUGAAGAUCUUAGAACAAUCGAGGGCAUUUUGGCCCCCACAUUUUGUGAGGCAGCAACAAUGCAUGGUUUGUUACAAAGAGACAGUAGCUUAGAAGACUGUUUACAUGAGGCAUCUUUAUAUCAAAUGCCAUCCAGUUUGAGGUGA